Messenger RNA from Populus nigra (black poplar), 489 nucleotides. RefSeq names its product protein DMR6-LIKE OXYGENASE 1-like. The transcript is spliced from 3 exons. Lineage: Eukaryota; Viridiplantae; Streptophyta; Magnoliopsida; Malpighiales; Salicaceae. The coding region runs from base 1 to 489 and encodes 162 amino acids. The record is from RefSeq and is a predicted model, not a curated record.
AUGAAAUUAUACUCUCCUGACCGUACCAGUCCCAUAUGGUCGGCGACCGGAUUUAAGGACAAUACUCAGAAUGUCUUCGUCUCGAAGGAAUACUUGGUAUUUCAUUGUCAUCCGCCGGAAGAAUAUGUGGAUCUAUGGCCAACAAAUCCUUCAUCCUUCAGAGAGCUUUGUAGCUCUGAGUACAGUGAAGCUGCUAGAAGGGCAGAAAUAACACCACUUGAGGCCAUAUUUGAGGGCUUGGACAUGGAAAGGGAGUCUACAGACCAAAUAUUGGACAAACAUGGACAGAAAGUGUCUAUGAACUACUAUCCACCUUGUGAAAAGUCAAAUCUUGGGCAUACUUUUGGAAUGCGUGGUCAUACUGAUACCACUUUAGUCACAAUUCACCGGCAGAUGAUCAGGGAAGAAGACUUGCCUGGUGUGUUGCUGUUGGAGGCGAAGCUGUUGGUGAUGGUGCGUCUGUUUGAUCGGGUGGCGCCUCGGCGAUGA